AUGGACCUCCCUGCGGAAUGUGAAAAGGAGAUUGCGCAUGUCAACGAUUCUGACACGGAAAGUAUGCGCAUGCACGACUGCCCUAAGGCACGGAAGAUAUGCAAGUGCCGCCACCAUGCCCCAGUGCCGCACUGGGGCAUGGGAGAUAUGCGUAUGCCACCGCCACCUUCGGGCAGGAGACGCAUGCCGUUUCCAGUGGGAGACGUAUACACAUGUCGCCAUUGGGUAUGGGAGAUAUGA
Molecule: messenger RNA, 240 nt
Organism: Strongylus vulgaris
Lineage: Eukaryota; Metazoa; Nematoda; Chromadorea; Rhabditida; Strongylidae
Source: the annotation of a GenBank genome assembly